Molecule: messenger RNA, 1482 nt
Organism: Brassica napus (rape)
Lineage: Eukaryota; Viridiplantae; Streptophyta; Magnoliopsida; Brassicales; Brassicaceae
Product: protein GRIM REAPER-like
Exons: 1
Coding region: 743-1246 (167 amino acids)
Source: RefSeq, a predicted model, not a curated record
UCUAACAUUUUUUUUUGUUACGCAAAAAAUAUCACUUUACAAUUUCAAUGAAAAUUAUAUUUACUUUCAGCUAAAAAUUAAUUUUAAACUGCAUUGAUAUUAUAAAUAGUUUUAUUUAUCUCAAAUACUAUUGAUCAAAGAUGUGUAAUUAAUAAUAAUUUACAUAUAUUUUCAUCACUUUUUUAAUCUGUGUAAAAAAUGUCAAAAUGACACUUAUUGAGAAACAAAUGGAGUAUAUAGUAACAAAAUUAAUAUUAUACUACGAUUUAAUUUUAGAUUUGAAUAAUUAUGAGUUUUGUUUGAAACCUCUUAAUAACCCCAAAAAUUGAAGAUCAAACAUGUAAAUCAAAAUUAAUGUUCAAACGUUUCCAUUUCGAUUUUAACCAUGUUUGAUACAGUGAUAUUAUUAUGGCUCUUCCAGAAACUAAUUAUACCGUUUAAAAAAAAAAAACUUUUUUCACCAAUGAGAUCCAAACGUGUAUGACUUCAUCUAGACAACGAUCACUUGUGGCAGCCUAGAUUUGAGGAAUAAUUAAUUCAUUUUAAGCAAUGGCCUAUAAGUUUUUCAAAUUCUUUUAAAUAUAUAAAAAUCAGAAUUUAAAAUAAUGUUUGUUGCUGCCUUAAAAUACCCAUCAUUUGCAAGAGCAUAGAUCUUCUCUUAAGUCCCACUCUUCCUUUCAUUGCUUCUUCUCUGCUCCAAAGCCAAAAUCUCUUUGGUUAAUCUCUUACUUAAAACACAAAAAUGGUCAUUAAGAUUCCCAAUACUAUCAUUAAAAGCACCUCACUUCUCUCUUUAAUCCUAUACUUCCUAAUAACAACAACAUCUAAUCCUCAUUCCGUUUUGGGUGAUGAGGUUGCCGACGAAGAAGAUCCCGAGUUUUACAUUCUUGAUGAAGCUCUCACAAUACUCUCAAACGUGACAGUUUCAUCCAAAACUAGACUACUAGUUUCUAAGUACAAGAAGAUCAAGAAAGGAAUGAGAUGUCACGUGGAGAGUUACAACAUUUGCAAUGGAUUCAAAGCGAACAAUGGCACGAGCCUAUUGCAUUGCUGCAAGAUGCAUUGUCGAAAUAUUCUUGGAGACAUGAAUAACUGUGGUCGAUGCGGUAAGAAGUGUGGUUUUGGGCAGCGUUGCUGCGGUGGUGUUUGCACGUACGUUAACUUUAACCCUAACCAUUGUGGGAAGUGCACGAGGAAGUGCAAGUCAGGGUUUGAGUGUGAGUAUGGAUAUUGCGGGUAUGCUUAAUUAACUUUAUAAAAUAUUGAAAAGUGAGUGUUAUAAUUUAUAUUGUAUUUUUGAGCUGUUAUAUUGUUUUCUUUUGUGGAAGAGACCGUUAUAGCAUAUAUACUGUGAGGAUUUUAUAAGUAUACAAAGUCUUCAUGCAUACGCAUGUAAUGAUUUUGUGGGUGAGUAUACAUAUGUAACACAAACAUAAUUAUUAAAUAAAAAUUUAAAACAUAUAAAAUGUUAUACUUAAUCCU